Messenger RNA from Castor canadensis (American beaver), 4253 nucleotides. RefSeq names its product G protein-coupled receptor 157 (gene Gpr157). Gene Ontology annotation, cellular component: plasma membrane. Gene Ontology annotation, biological process: cell surface receptor signaling pathway; adenylate cyclase-activating G protein-coupled receptor signaling pathway. NCBI's taxonomy places the organism in Eukaryota, Metazoa, Chordata, Mammalia, Rodentia, Castoridae. The record is from RefSeq and is a predicted model, not a curated record. Gene Ontology annotation, molecular function: G protein-coupled receptor activity.
CGCGGGGUAGCCGACCCGAUGGGCCUGCAGGGGCCGGGACGCGGGCGGGGCAGGCGCUGGGACGCAAGCCGCGGGCGUCUUGGUGCCCAGACGGCUGCGGCGCCCGGCCUGGUCUUCGCCGCGCUCCCGCGCCCCGGCCCCCUGACCCCCUCCAGCCCACCAUGCCGCUACCCGCGCCGCCCACUUUGCUGCUGCCGUCGGAGCGCGCCGUGGUGCUACUGUCGUGCGUGCUGUCCGCGCUCGGCUCCGGCCUGCUGGUGGUCACGCACGCCCUGUGGCCCGAGCUGCGCAGCCGGGCGCGGCGCCUGCUGCUCUUCCUGUCGCUGGCCGACCUGCUCUCGGCCGCCUCCUACUUCUACGGGGUGCUGCAGGACUUCGCGGACACCUCGUGGGACUGCGUGCUGCAGGGCGCGCUCUCUACCUUCGCCAACACCAGCUCCUUCUUCUGGACCGUGGCCAUCGCCCUCUACCUGUAUCUCAGCAUCGUCCGCGCCGCGCGGGGACCCGGGACUGACCUCCUGCUCUGGGCCUUCCACGUCGUCAGCUGGGGUGUUCCGCUGACCAUCACAGUGACAGCUGUUGCUCUAAAGAAGAUUGGCUACGAUGCUUCAGAUGUGUCCGUGGGCUGGUGCUGGAUUGAUCUAGAGGCCAAAGAUCGUGUCCUGUGGAUGCUGCUGACCGGGAAGCUGUGGGAGAUGCUGGCUUAUGUCCUAUUGCCCCUGCUGUAUCUCUUGGUCAGGAAACACAUCAACAGAGCGCACGAGGCGCUCUCGGAGUACCGGCCCAUCUGCGAGAGCCAGCAUCGGCAGUACCGCGCUGUCGCUGCCUCCUCCAUAGCGGAUAAGAAGCUGGUCCUCAUCCCACUGAUCUUCAUCUGCCUCCGUGUGUGGAGCACAGUGCGCUUCGUCCUGACACUCUGUGGCUCCCCCGCGGUGCAGACACCGGUGCUGGUUGUUCUGCACGGUAUCGGGAACACCUUCCAGGGGGGAGCUAACUGCAUCAUGUUCGUCCUCUGCACCCGAGCUGUCCGCACACGGCUCAUCUCCCUCUGCCAUUGCUGCUGCUGUCCUCAGCCCUCUGACCAGAGCCAGGCCAGCCCUCCCAGGGCUCCUGCACCCCACAAGACAGGAGAAUCACAGGAACCCAGGCAGACCCUACAGGAGCAUCCCAGCACCUGAGCGUUUGCCUCUUCUAGCUCUGUGCGUAGGUGCUGCCUUCCUGGGACAGGUGUUUCUGUGCAUCCCCACUGCAGGACAUAGGGGGCAUGUCCGCCCAACCGGAAGCCCCCACUGGUGAAGCUCUGGGCCCCGGUAAAGGAGCAGCUGCCACCUCAGCCUCUUCUACCUCCUACACUCUCAGGCAGCAUGCUCCCCAAUCACCGUGUGUCCUGGUGCACUUGGGGGAUUCCUCUGAGUGAGGCCAGCAGGAGUUCCGGGGAAGCCAGCAAUGCAGGAUCCCCACCUGGGUGCUCUAGGCCACUGGCCUUCAGUGUCCUGAAGCCACACAGCACUGUUUACAAUGUGAGGGACCCACACCUGUGCACCCACCCCAUGUAUGGCUCAAUAAUGUACCAGGGUGUCCCAGAAAUGGGUCUCCCACCCAGACAUCACAGAGCAGAUUCCUGGCUUAUUAGGACGUCGAGAUUCCCUGGAGAGCCCGCUUUCCUUGGACAGCAUUGCUGGUCAACAGCCACAGGUCCCCUGAAGUCAUAUGUGACAGCCAUGUUGAGCACAGCCCAGUACAGUCUCAUAGGCACUUCAUGGACUUUCUUGCUAUGGGUCACCAGUCCUCCAUAUCAAUUGCAUUUGAGUUUCAACACAGUUCAGAAUCCAGAGUCCUGGUUUCCCCAGGCAGUCACAUGAUAUAUUGCCUGCCAGUGCCAGAGCAAAAGCCAGCUUGGGCUCACUGAGGGAGGCAUUUCCCCACCUCCCAGCCCAGCCCCUGGUGUUCUUAGGACUUCUAAAGCAAGGGUGAGUUGAGAGGAGGUCUGGCUUAUUCACUUCCCAGUUAGGCUUUUUCUGGGAAAGGUGAUCAGACAGUUAGAAAGUGACCCAAAUACUGAUUUCUCCAUGAAGGUGAAGGUUCUAAGAUUCAGCCUUGGGCUGGGAGCAUAGCUCAGUGGAACAAUAUGUGCUUAGCAUGUGCAAAACCCAGGUUGAUCCCCAACACCAAAAAAAGAAAAGAAAAAGAUUAGCCUUUUUGGUGGGUGGGUGGGGACACAGAAACCUGGAUGCUGGGGUGAUAAUUUACAUUUAAAAGGAAAAGGAUUUAAAGGAGCUUCUGUAUCUCCUGUUGUAUGGCUUUUUCACCAGUGCUUUCUGCAUUUCAGAAAGCAAGUUCUCUGUUAAGCACAGAAGCUAAGAACAAGAAGUAUAAAUGCCACCUUGGAGAAGGAACGUACAGCUUUACCCAGGAGUCAUUUCCCUUGGGUUCUGACAGAACUGUACAAAAUGGAAAUGAUUUUCUGAGCCUGACUUUCUGAAUUCAAACCAGAGUCAGGCUGUGCUAUCCAUUCCUCUCAAUUCUCCAUCCAUUACUCUCAAAAACAAAAUCAAUAUCAGGAAAGGAGUCAUCACUUAGAGAACUGAGUCUGCAGUGCUCUUUCUUACUUGCUUUAGAACAGUUCUUUAUGAAAAUCAGCAAGAGGGGGACAUCCUUAGGGUUCUUAGAAAGCUCUGGGCUGCCCUAUGGAAAGUUCCCCCUCAGCAGGAGGCAGUCUUAUAAAAACAGCCUGGGGUCCCCUAAAGAUGGAAUGCCAUUCCUGGGCACAUAGCUUCUAGCUUCUAGAAUGGAACAGAAAGCAAACAAGAAAAUGAUCCAUGAUUGAAUGGGAGUGAGCAAACCUUACUUAGCAGGGUGCUCCAGAAUCCUGGCAGACAUCUCUGUGGGCUGAGCUGGAUACCUGUAGGUCCCCAGCCAGUGCUGUGCUCAGAUCAGCCUGCAGAGGGAGUUAGGGGCUCAGAAAACCCUGUUCCCCAGAGCCCAGGCUCGCUCUGGUGUUGCAUCUACCUGGGUGACGCCCUUGGCUGGGCCGUCUGCUUCAGGAAAAACCACCAUGAGGCUACACCUUGGGUAUUCCCAUCUGCCACCCACCUGGCCUUGCAGGCAGAUGGUUACCUUGAAUGGCUGUGGGCCUAGGGAAGUGGAGAAGUUGGGACUUGUGCCUUGGCCUGGGCCUCUGGCCCUGUGAUCUCAGAUAACCUCACUUCCUUAGAGCCACUGAGUAUUUAUUGUUGGACAGAUACAGUUCACGACGAAGAGCGAGAGGGACUUUGUAUCCUCAAAGUCCAGGAGGGGCGUUGUGCUGACCACCCCUCCCCCAACCCACCAUGCUCCUUUUACACUUUUCUCGGCUCCAAAGGUUUCCCGUGUCCCUGACACCCAAGUGUGACCUCAGCCUUAAUGCAUGCUGCAGCCGUCCCAGUGUCCCCAGCUUUGUCAGUGCCCCUCUUAUGCACUUUCAAAUCUUGGUUUCAGAACCAGGUCUCCCAGCCACUGCCCGCCUCUGUGCUGGGAGGUUUGUUGUUUAUUUGUUCUGUUUGUUUCGUAGUAGAGAUUUUUAUGUGGCCCAGGCUGCUUGUACAAACACGACUCUUAGUAUGUCCACAACAAGAAAAACUGUUUUUAUAAAAAACUUUCCAGUUGUGGUAUAGCACAGUGUGAGUUUUUGCACAAGCAGAAUUGAAAUUUAGAGCCUGUCUGGGUAGAGGUGAAGUCUUGCUAUUUUAAAAUAAAUUAUUUUUCUUCUGUUUGGUAAACUGAUUGUUCACUGAUGUGUGUGUAUGUGUGUGUUGGGGGAGUAGGGGAGGCAGCGCCGACUGGCCUGAGCUGUGAUCAUGGAGAGAGCAGCCUGGGGACAUCUCUGCCCUUCUCUGUUGGCAAAUACACUCACCAGAGGUGGCCACCUGGUUGGCUCUGCCAGCUUCUCCUGAGUUUGCCUGAUGAAGAUCAUGGGGAAGGCUGCAAUACGGAUCCCUGGGCCCGUCCACACGGAGGGUCAUUAGGUCCAAGUUCUAAGCACUUAUGGCUUGGGGCUAAACUCUCAGAAGGGAGACACUCCAGGGCCAGUCUUGUCCUUCAAGUAUCAUUGUAUCCUGGUCCGUAAGGACCCACUGCAGCCUCCUCUGUGCAGCCUCCUCUGUGGGCUCUUUGGUGGUCAGGAGACGCCAGGACAUCAGGCCUAUUCUCCAAAAGGACCAGCCUUCCAAAACCAGCUAUAGGAGCUAGCCACCUUGUCAGGACUUAUGGCCCGC